This is a messenger RNA of Cuscuta campestris, 2111 nucleotides long. Lineage: Eukaryota; Viridiplantae; Streptophyta; Magnoliopsida; Solanales; Convolvulaceae. The record is from the annotation of a GenBank genome assembly.
GUCUUCUUCUCCUUUUUCAACCCAAUUCCCCACCCCUGUGAAUGAAGAAGACGACACUGUUCUAAUCGCAACUCCGCUUUCAUACUUUCAUAUGUUCAAAUGAAGCUUCCAUACAUUUUGCUGAUUUAAGAAGGAGUCUUUAGCUGCUCAUAACAUCUGAUACCAACUCAACUUUGUCUUCUUCACAUCGAUCUCUUCCAGGUUCAGGCAAAUGGAAUCAUCCGCUUCGCUGAGCCGACUCAGAGCCUCCGCCAACUCGUUCCUGGCUCAGUACGAGCCGCUCGUUCUGCUUCUCGUUCCACUGGUAUCUCUCCUCGUCGCUCGGAUUCUCCGAUCCUUCCUCGAUUCUGUCCAUGAACGAGGCCUCAAACCUUCCAUUGUCGGCUUCAUCAUGACCUUAGUCAAGUUGGUGCCCGGUGUGAAGAAGUUGAUUGAUUCAGAGAAACAAAAGGCUGUAGAAAAGAUGCAAGCUUCUGGCAAAUCUAGAGAUGGAUGGAGAGAUGAUUUGCCAACAGCAGGUUUAGGAGAUGGUGUCAUCAAAACAAUGAGAGAUGUGAAAGAAAAAGAUGUGCUCUGGCAGGGCAAAUGUUCUGGUACAGUAUAUAUUGCAGGAAGUGAGAAUGAAGGGCAUUUUUCUUUAAUAAACGAAGCAUGUUCUAUGUUUGCACAUACCAACCCACUACACAUGGAUAUAUUCCCAAGUGUUGUAAGAUUUGAGGCUGAAGUUGUUGCAAUGACGGCUGCACUCUUUGGAAGCAAGGAAGAAGCUUCUGGAGGACAAAUAUGCGGGAACAUGACAUCAGGAGGGACUGAGAGUAUAUUGUUAGCAGUUAAGUCAUCACGUGAUUAUAUGAGAGCUAAAAAGGGAAUCACCAAACCAGAAAUGAUAAUCCCGGUUUCUGCUCACUCAGCAUAUGACAAAGCUGCAGAGUACUUUAAGAUCAAGUUGUGGCGUGUUCCCGUUGAUAAAGAAUUUAGAGCAGAUGUGAAAGCUAUUAAGAAACAUAUAAACAAAAACACAAUAAUGAUUGUUGGAUCAGCACCUGGCUUCCCACAUGGAGUAAUUGAUCCAAUUGAGGAGUUGGGCGAAUUAGCUUCUAGUUUAAGAAUUUGUUGCCAUGUUGACCUCUGUCUAGGUGGAUUUGUUUUGCCUUUUGCUCGUAAACUCGGGUACCCGGUUCCACCAUUUGAUUUCACUGUUCAAGGAGUAACCUCAAUAUCUGUAGAUGUACACAAGUAUGGAUUGGCUCCUAAGGGAACAAGUGUUGUUUUAUAUAGAAAUCACGACAUUCGGAAGCAUCAAUUUGUUGCUGUUACUGAAUGGACUGGCGGGCUGUAUGUCUCUCCCACCAUUGCUGGGAGCAGGCCUGGAGGUCUAAUUGCUGGAGCUUGGGCAGCGAUGAUGUCUGUUGGACUUUAUGGUUACCUCAAGAACACCAAGGCAAUCAUGGAAGCUUCUAAGGAAAUAGAGAAAGGAAUUCAAGAGAUUCCAGAACUGUUUGUCAUAGGAAAGCCUGAUAUGAGUAUUAUCGCAUUUGGAUCUGAAGUUGUAGACAUAUUUGAAGUCAAUGAUAUUUUGUCAUCUAAAGGGUGGCAUUUGAAUGCGUUGCAAAGACCUAAUAGCAUUCAUAUUUGUGUCACACUUCAACACACAUCAGUUGCUCAAGACUUUGUGAGGGACGUGAAAGAUGCUGUGCAGACCGUGAAAAAAAAUCCAGGCCCUAUGACGGGAGGGCUUGCGCCGCUAUAUGGUGCUGCUGGGAGGAUACCAGAUCGAGUUAUGGUGAAGGAUCUGUUGAUAGAUUACAUGGAUGGCCAAUGUUAGUGUCUCUUCUCUGCGUUACUCCAUGAUUCAUGUUCUUAUUUCUGCAAACAUUUAUAACACACACACACACAAAGUUCUCAAUUGUUGAUGAUGGAUUGAUGAUUGUAAAAUAUUGACAAUGAAAGUUUGAUAAACAAUGUAAAAUUUGUAAGUAAGCAAUAAAAUGAAUAAAGAUAACAUGGAUAGAAGAUGUUGCUGCUGCUACUUUGUAUAUUGGGUCUCAAGAAUGAUCUGUGUUUUUCCGUUAGUGGUUUUGGUCUAUGCCAAAGAAACUAUAGGAUAUCAA